Phanerochaete carnosa HHB-10118-sp is the source of this 966-nucleotide messenger RNA. RefSeq lists its product as uncharacterized. The transcript is spliced from 4 exons. The record is from RefSeq and is a predicted model, not a curated record. The coding region runs from base 1 to 966 and encodes 321 amino acids. Lineage: Eukaryota; Fungi; Basidiomycota; Agaricomycetes; Polyporales; Phanerochaetaceae.
AUGUCUCGACCUUCGACGUUUUUCGCCCGUUCCGUGUCUCUGCCUCGGCCCUGCCAGGUAGCGACGAAGCGUCCCAAAGGUCCCACUCGCGCCGACUCCGCACCGACGUCUGUACGUCGCACGGCGUUCAUGCGCGGCACUAAGUAUGGGGAAACUCGAACCAUUAUAUUUGCCCACAGGACACUGCCCACUCGACCGCGCACCUCACCGGCACCUCCCACGUCCGUACACACAGAGCUCUUACUUGUCCUCAUGCGCGCCCUGGCCGAACGGGGCGCUAGCUUCGACAGGCUCGAAGCAGUGGGUGUUACGCUGUCGUGUACCCUCAACGUGCCCGUCACGGUUGUGCGCCGGCCAGACGCUUUGACUUGCUAUGUGGACGACCGCACUGGCCGCCGCAAAUCUGUACGAGUACGUCGCGCACGCCGUGCCCGGGGCAUCCCUGCGUCCGGAAGCGCCAACUUUGGCGCUAUCUCUCCGCUUGCGCAUGUUAUAGAAGCGAGUGCAUUCGCAGCCGCUGUGGCCGCGGUUGCAUCGAACGGCGCGACACCGGAGGUGCUACUCGUAUUCGCAGCUAUGGCAAUCUUCGGCACUUUUCACGCAUUGAUGCGCCAACUUGGCGCCAAAAUCUUGCCCGAGCGGGUCUUUGCGACCUCUGUGAUGGUAGCCUUGAGCUGGUUGGCUCACACUCCGUUUGCUUCUACAGCAUUGGCGAGCGGGAUCGCGGGAUACCUCCUCUUAUGCGCUGCUCUCACCCAGACACGUGUUAACCGUGGUGCAUACACCACGAACACUCUGCAGGUCGGAGUCGCCGCGGUCUUCGGUGCCAUGUACGCCCUCGCGCUCAGCCGAGGAUUACCAGCGUACAUGGACCUCUUCCUUUUUGCUAAUAUUUGGAGGCUUUCCGCCAUAGCAGUGCCCAUGGAGAGCCCUGCGGGCUUAGUUGACACAUGGUUGCUGAUAUAA